Molecule: messenger RNA, 3691 nt
Organism: Pieris rapae (cabbage white)
Lineage: Eukaryota; Metazoa; Arthropoda; Insecta; Lepidoptera; Pieridae
Product: cytoplasmic aconitate hydratase
Exons: 22
Coding region: 155-2827 (890 amino acids)
Biological process (GO): tricarboxylic acid cycle; citrate metabolic process
Cellular component (GO): mitochondrion; cytosol
Molecular function (GO): 4 iron, 4 sulfur cluster binding; aconitate hydratase activity
Source: RefSeq, a predicted model, not a curated record
UUACUAACGACUCACGACAGUCGACAUCGACAAGUGUCACACUUUCGGUGUAAGCAGUAGUUUCUGUUUACGUUUGUAUAAAAAUUAAUUUACGUAAAAUUAUAACUGUGUGAAACAGUCCCUAUAUUACUACGUGACUUAUCACUGGUAGGCCAUGGCGGCAAUCAACCCAUACAGUAACUUGCUGAAGACGUUGGAAGUUAAUGGAAAGACUUACAAGUACUAUGAUAUAACUCAGCUUGGAGAAAAAUAUGACCGUCUCCCAUUCAGUAUCCGUGUGCUGUUGGAAAGUUGUGUACGCAACUGUGACAACUUCCAAGUGCUGGAGAAGGAUGUGCUUAAUGUAUUGGAUUGGGAGCAGAAACAAACCAUUGAUGAUGUUGAAGUUGCUUUUAGACCAGCUAGGGUUAUUUUACAAGACUUGACUGGUGUACCAGCUGUUGUUGACUUUGCAGCAAUGAGAUAUGCAGUCGGACAGUUGGGUGGUGACCCCAACAAGAUCAAUCCAAUCUGCCCAGCAGACCUGGUCAUAGAUCACUCUGUGCAGGUUGACUUCUCUAGAACACCUGACGCACUAAACAAGAAUCAAGAAUUGGAAUUUGAGAGAAACAAGGAACGGUUUCAAUUUUUGAAGUGGGGUGCGCAAGCCUUCAAUAAUAUGUUGAUUGUGCCGCCUGGUUCUGGAAUCGUUCACCAGGUUAAUCUUGAGUAUCUGGCGCGAGUGGUGUUCACUGAUGAUAUACUGUACCCUGAUUCCGUGGUUGGCACAGACAGUCACACCACCAUGAUCAAUGGACUUGGUGUUUUGGGCUGGGGAGCUGGAGGCAUCGAAGCGGAAGCAGUGAUGCUUGGUCAGGCAAUAAGCAUGUUACUGCCCAAAGUGGUGGGUUACAGGCUGGUAGGGGAAUUGAACCCACUAGCUACCUCCACUGAUCUUGUUCUCACCAUCACUAAGCAUCUCCGCUCUUUGGGCGUGGUGGGCAAAUUCGUGGAGUUCUUUGGUCCGGGCGUCGCUGAGUUGAGUAUCGCGGAUCGAGCUACUGUCGCCAAUAUGUGUCCGGAGUUUGGGGCAACGGUCGCCCACUUCCCGGUCGACCACCGAUCCUUGGACUACCUUAAACAGACUAACCGCUCUGAAGAAAAAAUCAAUGUCAUCAAGCAGUAUUUGAUGGCUACCAAGCAAUUCAGAGACUAUACUAACCCUGAACAAGAUCCCGUCUUCUCGGAGAUAGUGGAACUAGAUCUAGCGACGGUGGUGACAUCUGUUAGCGGCCCUAAAAGACCCCAAGAUCGCGUCUCCGUUUCGAACAUGAAACAGGACUUCAGGGAAUGUCUAACGAACAAGGUUGGUUUUAAAGGGUACGGCCUGUCUCCAAGCGCCCUAUCAUCAUCAGGCAGCUUCUCAUUCAGUGAUGGACAGACAUACACCAUCACCCACGGCUCUGUCAUCAUCGCGGCUAUCACCUCUUGCACCAACACUUCAAACCCUAGUGUUAUGCUAGGAGCCGGUCUUCUUGCAAAGAAAGCAGUUGAAAAUGGUUUAAGUGUACUGCCAUAUAUUAAGACUUCCCUUUCACCGGGCUCUGGAGUCGUCACUUACUACCUUAAAGAGUCUGGCGUGAUCCCUUACUUGGAAAAGUUGGGAUUCGAUGUGGUCGGCUACGGCUGUAUGACAUGUAUUGGUAACUCUGGACCUAUUGAUGAUAAUAUCGCCAAUACUAUUGAGAAGAACGAACUAGUUUGCUGUGGAGUGCUGUCUGGAAACCGUAAUUUUGAGGGUAGAAUCCAUCCAAAUACGCGGGCUAAUUACCUUGCAUCACCGCUUCUAGUCAUCGCGUAUGCGUUGGCGGGAACUGUUGACAUCGACUUCCAAACCCAACCGCUUGGAAAGCGGGCAGAUGGCUCGCCAGUAUUCCUGAACGAUAUUUGGCCGACUCGUGCUGAAAUACAGGAGGUCGAGAAUAAACAUGUCAUCCCGGGAAUGUUUAAGGAGGUGUAUGAGAAAAUAGAGCAAGGCUCUCCAUCAUGGCAGUGUCUGUCAGUACCCCAAGGUCAACUGUACGGCUGGGACCCGAACUCUACUUACAUCAAGAGACCACCGUUCUUUGAUGACAUGGGCAGGGAACUUCCACCAGUAAAGAGCAUAGAGGGCGCCAGGUGUCUUCUGCUUUUGGGCGAUUCUGUUACCACAGAUCACAUCUCGCCAGCUGGGUCUAUCGCUAGGAACUCCCCUGCUGCUAGAUAUCUUGCUGGAAGAGGUUUGACCCCUCGUGAAUUCAACUCGUAUGGAUCCCGUCGCGGCAACGACGCAGUCAUGUCUCGUGGAACAUUCGCGAACAUUCGUUUGGUGAACAAGAUGGUGGAUACGGCUGGACCGAAAACUAAACAUCAUCCCAGUGGAGACGUCAUGGAUAUAUUUGAUGCGGCUGAUAGAUACGCCAAGGAGAAUGUUCCGCUGAUAGCAAUAGUGGGCAAGGAUUACGGUUCUGGAUCCAGUCGGGAUUGGGCUGCAAAGGGACCAUAUUUAUUGGGCAUCAAAGCGGUGAUAGCAGAGUCGUUCGAACGUAUCCAUCGUUCCAAUCUUGUCGGUAUGGGCAUAAUGCCGUUGGAGUUCCUGCCUGGAGAGAGUGCCGAAAGCCUUGGGCUCACUGGAGAGGAGUCUUACUCCCUUCAUGUGCCGGAGAAUCUUCAUACACACCAGCUGCUCACUGUAAAGGUAUCAACAGGCAAGUCAUUCCAGGUGAAAGUCCGUUAUGACACUGAAGUCGAUCUGACCUACUUCAGAAAUGGAGGAAUCCUCAACUAUAUGAUUAGACGGAUGCUGUGAUCCCAUCCGCUUUUUGACCGCGCGUAGUGACACUUUACGAAUUUAAUGGGUUGGGGAACGCCGGAUAUUGGCAUAUUUUUAUUUAUAUUAACCCUUAUUUUGACUUGAUUUUUUUUUUCAAAUAAAUUUAGUAUUUGUGGCGGGGAAACAAUGUAAUUUUUAUAGUGAAAAUGAACUUUUGAAUGAUUAUAUUAAUAAGCUUGUAUAGGUUAUGUUUAUGUCACCGGGAUGUAACAAAAUCCGCAACUUUUUAAAUUUUCUAGGAAAUAAAAUUCUUGUAGAUUUCUAAACGAAAUAAAUUUUAUUAUUUUACGCCCACAUUUUCGUAAGUUGAUUAAACCGAACUCACACGUAAAAUAAGAGCGUACAAAUUCUUAAAAGGCCGGCAACGCACUCGGCGGUAUCACUUAACAUCAUGUGAGCCUCCUGUUCUAUAUAUAAAAAAUAUAUACAUAAGCGGUAAUAAUUGUUGAAUAAUUCACUAACCGUUGAGAAUCUUACGAAUAGAUAUCCGUUAGUUAAUAAAUUUACAACGAGACGUAAUUUACGAAAAUGUGGGCGUAACUCGUUUAGAAUCCUACGAGAGUUAAAAAUUUCCUAGGAUUUUGUUAUCUUCCGAUGCCAUAUACAGAACUUUAUUUACAUUUGUAGAGAGAAAAACUAUGCUUGCAAUCUUAUUUUAACUGGAACUAAUUAAUUACAUGUUUAGUUCCUAUUGAAAUUAUAUUUGCUAUAAAAUAAAAAUAUAUAGAAAUACCAGUUUAUAUUUAUAACACCAAUGCGUAGGUAAACAUGUAAUCUUAGGAAUAACGUUUAUAUAAAUUUAUGUAAUUAAUGUUAAUAAAAAUAAAUGUAUUUUGUUUA